Messenger RNA from Sebastes umbrosus (honeycomb rockfish), 7603 nucleotides. It is a transcript of the gene arid1b, whose product is annotated as AT rich interactive domain 1B (SWI1-like). The record is from RefSeq and is a predicted model, not a curated record. NCBI's taxonomy places the organism in Eukaryota, Metazoa, Chordata, Actinopteri, Perciformes, Sebastidae. The transcript is spliced from 29 exons. Gene Ontology annotation, cellular component: brahma complex; nucleoplasm; SWI/SNF complex. Gene Ontology annotation, molecular function: DNA binding; nucleosome binding; palmitoyltransferase activity. Gene Ontology annotation, biological process: positive regulation of DNA-templated transcription; regulation of transcription by RNA polymerase II; chromatin remodeling. Bases 127 to 5541 code for a protein of 1804 amino acids.
ACAGAAGAGGAGAAAGAGGAGGAAGAAGAGGAGGAGGAGGAGGCUGAGGAGGAGGAGGUUGAGGAGGAAGAGGAGGAAGAAGAGGAGGAAGAAGAAGAGGAGGAAGAGGAGGAAGAGGAGGAGCGGAUGGAUGCCAGCCUGGGAUCAGACACAAACACCUCCAACAACCCUCCUCCAAGAGGAACCGAGUUGAAUCAUUAUUAUUCUGAUGGUGGUGAUGAGGAUGAGGAUGAUGAUGAUGAUGAUGAGGAGGAUGAUGAUGAUGAUGAGGAUGAGGAUGAUGAGGAUGAGGAUGAUGAUGAGGAUGAGGAUGAUGAGGAUGAGGAUGAUGAUGAUGAUGAUGAUGGAGGAAGAGGAGGGCUUUGCUCGGAUCAACAUGGCGGACAACAAAGCUCAGGUUGUGGGGUAGUAACCGCGGUUCUCUCUGCUCAGCUCAGCACCAUGGAUCAGAUGAACCAGAUGGACCAGAUGGAUCCGGUCCACAACCACCACGACGGCUACAACACCACCACCAUGAGCACCAGCGGCACCAACCAGUACAACAACAACAACCACUACCAGAACUACCGGCCCGGCUAUGGGAGCAGUGUUAGCGGAUACUCCGGCAUGAUGAGCCCGUCGUCCCGGCAGCAGCAGCAGCAGGGCCCGGGUAAAGCGGCCGGUAGCUGCCCGGCUGGAGGCGCUGCCAGCGGGGGAGGGUUCCCGCGGUUCCCCGGUCAGCAGCAGCAUCCCUCCGGAGCUACCCCGACUCUCAACCAGCUGCUGACGGCUCCCAGCCCGAUGAUGAGAGGCUAUGGAGGCUAUCAGGAGUACAACCAGCAGAAAGACUCCUCCGUGAUGAGCGGCUCUCUCUACGGCUCCGCUGCUCAGCUGCUCGGCUGCUGGAGAGGACAGAGACACCACCACCCGGGGAACAGCAGCGGGCAGGGCGGCAGAGCUCAGGUGCCGGCGAUGGACCCGAUGGCGAUGAAGCGGUCUCAGCUCUACGGCAUGAGCAACAACCCGUACUCCCAGCAGCAGGGGGCGCCGUUCUCCGGCCAGCCCUACGGCUCCCCCUCCCCGCACAGAUACCCGAUGGGGAUGCCCAGCAGAGGGCAGAUGGGGAUGGGAGGGAUGCAGUACCCUCAGCAGCAGAUGGGUUCUCAGUACAGUCAGCAGCAACAGCAGCAGCAGCAGCAGAACGUGGCGGGAUACGGUCAGUCAGGUCAGCCGCCGUACUUCAGCCCUCCACAGCAGCAACCCGCCGCCCCGAGCCAGCCGCCGUACAUGCAGCCACGCCCGCUGCCACAACAGGAGGUGCCUCAGGAGGCGUACGGGGGGCGGGGCCAGUCUGCUGCUAUGACUCCUGGGAAACCGAACCACGAGGAGAUGAGUCUGAGCCAACAGGAGAGGCCGUCCAGCCUGCCGGAUUUAUCCGGCUCUAUCGACGACUUGCCCACCGGCACCGAGGCGGCGGUGAGUUCAGGGACGUCGGGCUCCGGCAGCGCUCAGGGCGACCAGGGGACCCCGGCCCGUUCUCCGUUCUCCCCCCACGUCUCACCUCGACUGCCGCUGCCGCCUCGAGCCGGGCCCUCCCCUUCCCCGUCGCUGUCCCCCGCUGGGUCCAGCAGCCAAUCACGAUCCGGACCGAUGUCCCCCGCCGUCAGCGGACCAGGCGCUCAGUUGACCCCUCAGGUCUCUGGUCCUGGAUCAGAUGUCGGUCCUCAUCCCUCCCAGUCUGUCCUGACCCAGGACAGAGGUUUCCCUCCCUCCAUGCAGCGUAGCACCUCGGGGCCUCAGUUUGGCCCCCAGCAGUCAGCACCACCCAUGUCCCCUCACACAGCGCCGGGGGGGCCCAUGCACCACAGCUCCUACCAGCAGGGGGCCUCAUAUGGCCAGUACGGCCCCCCAGGUAACUACCCUCGGCCCCCCCACUACGGCGGGGCCCCCAGUGCCAACUACAGCGGCCCCAGCCCGGGCCCUGGCUUAACUAACAGCCUGGGGUUGAACGCCAGCAGUCCAAUGCACGGUCAAGGCCCGUCCACCCCAGCAGGUCGCGGCCCGGGGCCCGGCGCCGGGGGCCGGCCUUACCCCGCCGGAGGGAACGCCAUGGCCCCCACCUCCCCCGGCAUGCCACAGCCCGCUGGGCAGGGCAUGGGGCCCCCGGGGCCCAACGCUAGCCGCAAACCGCCUGAGAUGGGCCCCAACGCCGGGCCAAGUGCCAACUCCUUGACCUCCGCCACCGCCCAGGGCAGGCCUCCCUUCGCUCGUUCCCCAGCCUACCUCAACCAGUCCUGGCCCGGGGGUCGACCUGCCCUCUCUCCUACCCUUCACCUCUCUCACCCUUCUCCUCAUCCUCACCACCCUCCUCACCACUCCCAGCAGAGAACCAAUGCUCAGGCCCAACCCACCAUGCAGACCCCCCCUGAGCAUUAUGGGCAGGGCAGCUACCUGGGUAUGGCACCGAUGGGAGGGAUGGGUCCUGGAGGUCCUGGAGGUCCUGGAGGAGGUCCCUACAGCCAGCAAGUAGGCAGCAACUCUGGGAGGAUGACACCGCAGGGACCCCACUACAACGUCCCCUCCUCCGGCCCCGUGAUGAUGUCAUUAGACGGGAUGGCCGUUCAUCCAGAUGCCAAGCAGCGGGGGGUGGAGCUCAGCAAAGAGGGCGUCUGCCCUGCCGCCGAACCACCCAAACCCAAGUGUUUGUCCCAGCCCCUCACCCCGUCCCCCAUGUCCCCCAGCUCAGCUAGUCUGUCCUCCUAUCACGGGGAGGACAGUGAUAGCAUUAGCAGCUCCGCCUGGUCCAAGACGUCAACCAGCCCCAAGCCCAGCGCGGCCACCAUGACCAACGAGAAGAUCACCCUGCUGUACGAGAUGGGCUCUGAGCCGGAGAGGAGGCCGUGGGUGGACCGCUUCCUGUCCUUCAUGGAGGAGAGGGGGACGUCCGUCCCGAACCUGCCCGCCGUCGGAAAGAAACCUCUGGACCUCUGCAGACUCUACAUGGCUGUGAGAGAGAUCGGAGGCCUGGCCAUGGUGAGCAAGAACAAGAAGUGGCGGUCGUUGUCGACCCAGUUGAACGUGGGGACGUCCAGCAGCGCGGCCAGCUCUCUGAAGAAGCAGUACAUCCAGUACUUGUUCGCCUACGAGUGUAAGGUGGAGCGAGGAGAGGAGCCUCCACCCGAGGCCCUGGGGCUCGCCGGAGACGCCAAGAAACCUCCGUCCCUCCAGGCCAAGAUCCAGCCCCCCUCCCCAGCCAACUCGGGCUCCCUGCAGGGCCCCAACACCCCUCAGUCCAGCAGCAGCUCCCUGACCGAGGCCCCCGGAGACCUGAAGCCCCCGACCCCAGCCUCCACCCCGCACGGCCAGAUGGGCCCCCAGCCUGGAAACAGGAACAUGACAGGAGUAAACGUCCUGGACCCGUUCUCUGAAUGCAGCGAUCCAGCCUUCCACAGCAAGCGAGGCCCCGGACCCGGAGGCGCCCCCUACCAGCAGGGAGGAGGCCCGACGGACCCCUCAAUGAGGAUGCAGUACGAUGCCAACAAAGACCCGUACGGAGGAGCGAGGAAAGGUCCGGGGCCCGGCGAGGCCUUUGGUCCCGGUCAGAUGCCCAGCGGUGCCAUGCAGGACAUGUACCCUCGCGGCGGGCCGCCCUCUGGGCCCCCAACGGGGAUGGGCCCCAGACCCCAGUACCCCUACGGCCCCAGCUACGAGCGGAGGCCGGAGCAUGCGAUGGGGCCGGAGGGAGUUAUGGCGACCCCCGGAGGUCAGAACAGCAUGGGUCCAUCUGGAAACGAGGCCGGCAUGUACCCGGCCAACAGAUACCCCCACCAGAGACAUGACGGCUACGGGCAGCAGUAUCCUCACAGCAUGGCCUACACUUCCCAUCAGCCCCUGUACCCUCAGCAGCAGCAGCAGCAGCAGCAGCAGCAGCAGCAGCAGCAGCAGCAGCUCUGCUAUAAUAAACCUGUCUCCACCUGUCUCUACCUGUCUCACCUGAGAGGACACAUGUCUCAGAUGCACCAUGCGGAUCUGGACCAGCAGCACCGGUACAACCAGAUCUGCACCAGGUCUGCCCCCCCAGAGGACCAGGAGGACCAGGAUGAUGGAGGAACCGAGCCGUCCUUCCUCUUCUCUAUCCCCGGCCAUAGGAGCCCGACCCCCCGCAGGAAGUGGCAGCUGUUCCCGGGGAGGAACCGGUUCUACUGCGACGGGAGGAUCAUGAUGGCCCGGCAGACCGGGGUCUUCUACCUGACCCUGGUCCUGAUCCUGCUCACCUGCGGCCUCUUCUUCACCUUCGACUGUCCCUUCCUGGCGUCCAACCUGACCCCGGCCAUCCCGGCGGUCGGCGGCGUCCUCUUCGUCUUCGUGAUGGGGAUGCUGUUCAGGGCGAGUUUCACCGACCCCGGCGUCCUGCCCCGGGCCACGCCGGACGAGGCCGCCGACCUUGAGAGGCAAAUCGACUCGACCGGCUGCUCCAGACCGCCUCCUCGCACCAGAGAGGUCCUGAUCAACGGACAGACGGUCAAACUGAAGUACUGCUUCACCUGCAAGAUCUUCAGACCGCCGCGAGCGUCACACUGCAGCCUGUGUGACAACUGUGUCGAGCGUUUCGACCAUCACUGUCCGUGGGUGGGGAACUGCGUUGGACGGAGGAACUACCGCUUCUUCUACCUGUUCAUCCUCUCGCUCUCCUUCCUCACCAUCUUCAUCUUUGCCUUCGUCAUCACACACGUCAUCAUCAGAUCGAACCGGACGGGUUUCCUGAGCGCGCUCAAAGACAGUCCGGCCAGCGUCCUGGAGGUGGUGGUGUGUUUCUUCUCCGUCUGGUCGAUUGUGGGUCUGUCGGGGUUCCACACCUACCUGAUCAGCUCCAACCAGACCACCAACGAGGACAUUAAAGGGUCCUGGUCCACCAAGCGAGGGAAGGAUAACUACAACCCUUACAGCUACGGAAACAUCCUGACAAACUGCUGCGCUGCUCUGUGUGGACCUCUGCCUCCCAGUUUGAUUGACAGGAGAGGUCUGAUCCAGUCCGACACACCACAGACCGUCUCCCAGUCUAACCAGUCUAAUGGGACCAGCAGCAGCUACGCCUCCACCCAGCACCACAGUCACAUGUGUGAUCAGGAUCAGUGCAUCCACAGCACCAAGUUUGUCCUGCAGGCUGCAGCGACCCCUCUGCUCCACAGCGACCCCGUGGUCCUGGCCCCUCUGCCGGGGAAGACCACCUCGCUGGCGGGGCCCUGCGCCUACCUGGCCCCCUCCCAGCCCUCGCUGCCGUCCUGCGGGGGAGACGUUCUGACCCUGAGGGACGCCGCCGCCGACUCCCACUGCCACCACCACCUCCACCAUCACCACCAUCACCACCACCACCACUUCGUCAGCCCGGAGGAGACGCCCUGCAGCACGCCGCAGGGCGCCCUGCCCUGCCCCGCCCACCUGCACCUGCACCCGCACACGCACCCGCCUGUCCCCAGCCCCGCCGCCCUGUACGACCCCUCCAGUCAGGACGCUCUGCACGAGGACUCCGUCAGAGGGCUGGUUAAACUCAGCUCCGUCUGAACAUCUCUUUAAUUUUCACCUGUUUGACUUCAGUCCCAUAUAUUAUUUUUAUGGCACUCCUAUGGCUCCAUAUGCAGCAUCCCUCCUCCUCCCUGUUUGACGCUCCUCUGUGGUUUUGAUGAGGUCAAAUUCAGUUUCCUGCUAAAACAAAACAAACAUUUCACCCAGAAUAAGCUACUCCGGUGCCAAACGGACCUCCGCCUUCAGCCGCAGUCGGGCCAGGACCAAAGUCAGAACGACUGACCUUUUUUUUUUACAAAUCAAGCGGUGGAUUGUGAAGUUUUUAAUAAAGAGAAUUGACUCUUAUUCUCAGAAGAGCUAACUGACCCGACGUGAAUCUUCAGGUUUUCAUUUUGAUUCUGCGGAGAGGAAAGAGAAAAACACGAAGCAGGACUGAGUUUCUCAAAGUUCAUCAGUUUGUGUCGAGCGGAGCAGCAACAACACUGCCAGAUGUUCGCCUCUGCAAAGCCCCCGGCCACACCAGAGAUUUUAAUUCAUUUUAACGGAUUGACUCGCAAAAGUGAAGUAAAUCCACGCAAAAAUGUUCGUGUCAAGUUCAACUUUGAUGAACUUUAUCUCGUGAAUUUUGCAGUGCAGCUGUGUGUCACCGAACAGUUUUAUUGAAGCUCCUCUGUCAGAGUAUAAACAUCCUUAAAAAUAAGGCCUAGAAGGUAUUAAAAUCAUUUAACUUGGUGAACCUGCAGAAACCCUGUGGCAGCUGUCAGCGACAUGAGAUUGAAUUAAAAACAAUAAAUGCCUUAUUUUUUAUUUUAUUUCUUUAAUGUAAAAUCUGUGUCGGCUUUAACAAGACCCAGCAGUGAGGCACGAAGCUGAGAUAAACUGAAAAUAAUCACUGACAUGUUGUUUUUUAACUCGCUGCCCUGGAUGUGAUCUUUUUCUAGACAGGGGAUGAAUGCUCACCUGAGCGCUGCCUUAUGGAAGACCAUUUCUGCCAGUUAAAGAAAAAAAUAAGAUGAAAACUUAGCCUUGUGUUGAAAAAAAAAAAAGAUUAUGCAAGACAUUAUGAUGAGAAACUUUCUCAAAAUAAUGACUUAGUAUCUCAAAAUAAAAAUAAUGGCAUUAUUUUGAGACACUAAGUCAUUAUUGUGAGAUUCUACGUCAUUAUUUUGAGAAGGUUUCUCAUUAUUUUGAGAUACUAUGUCAUUAUUUUGAGAUACUAAGUCAUUAUUUUGAGAUACUAAGUCAUUAUUUUGAGAUACUAAGUCAUUAUUUUAAAUUACUACAUCAGUAUUUUGAGAAAGUUUCUCAUUAUUUUGAAAUUCUGCGUCAUUAUUUUGAGAUUCUGCGUCAUUAUUUUGAGAAAGUUUCUCAUUUUUUUUGAGAAAGUUUCUCAUUAUGUUACGAUACUAUGUAAUUAUUUUGAGAUUCUGCGUCAUUAUUUUGAGUUUUGACAUUAUUAUUUUAAGAAAGCUUCUCAUUAUGUUGAGAUUCUACGUCAUUAUUUUGAGAAAGUUUCUCAUUUUGAGAUACUAAGUCAUCAUUUUGAGAAAAUUUCUCAUUAUUUUGAAAUAGUGAGUAAUUAUGUCAAAAUAAAAAUAAUGGCGAUAUUUUGAGAUACAAACUCAUUAUUUUGAGAAACUUUCUCAUUAUUUUAUUAUAUUUCUACGUCAUUAUUUUGACUCACAGGAUCUUUUCUUUGUCAUCACAUUGGCGGAAACGGGCUUCCAUACUGCCUUCUGGGAAUUGUAGGCGUGAAACUACAGUGAACUGUUGUGUCCAGAUGUUGACAGGACGCCCGGCGGCUGCAGGACUCUCUGAAUCACUCGUCAUGUUAUCUUCACUCUGGUGAUGAUGUAUCUUAGUAAUGAACGUUGACAUCCAAUCAGUGUGGGAGACACAAACCUGCUGAUUGGACGAUUGAUAACGUCCAGUCUGUGUGCCACUUUGCAUUCAGUUUCAUAAUAAUUGUGGUUUUGUGCCAAGAACACCUCCAGCUAUUUCAUUAGCAACUGUGGAUUUCAAUAAAACAUACUCUUUUAAAAAAAAGAAAGUCACUUUGUAUGUAUUUUAAAGCAUAAAAGAAUAAAUCAUUUUAAAUAUG